AUGGCUCUUCAGGGCAACACGACUUACUCCGAUGGAUUCAUCCUCCAGGGUCUCAUCUCCAACCAGCCAGGACAUGAGCAUCUUCUUGCCUCCAUCUUCCUCUUCAUGUACGUGCUGACUCUACUGGGGAACCUGCUGAUUGUCCUGCUCAUUCACUACGACACCCGCCUCUACUGCUCCCCCAUGUAUUUCUUCCUCAGCCAUCUCUCCUUGGCCGAUAUGGGUUUCUGCUCCACCACCGUCCCCAAGAUGCUGCAGAACCUACUAACUCGUAGCAAGCGCAUCUCCUACGGUGGCUGCUUGGCACAGAUGUUUUUCUUUCUGGGCUUUGGAAACACGGAGAGUUUUCUCCUGGCUUCCAUGGCACUUGAUAGAUACAUAGCCAUCUGUCGACCACUUCGUUACACUCUUCUGAUGAAUCAAAAACACUGUUUCCUCUUGGCUGCGGGUUGUUGGCUCCUGGGUUUUCUCCACUCCCUACUCUACACCCUGAUGAUGACUUGCCUCUCCUUCUGUGCCUCCCGGGAGAUUCCCCAUUUCUUCUGUGACCUUCACCCCUUAAUCAAGCUCUCUUGCUCGGACACCUCAGCCAUUCAGAUGACGACCCUCACGGAGGGGACUGCGACCAUGGUGGGGCCUUUCAUGGUCACCCUUCUCUCCUAUGUCCUCAUUGUCUCCAAGGUUCUCAAGAUCCCAUCAGCUGCUGGAAAGCGCAAGGCCUUUUCCACCUGUGGUGCUCACCUCACCACUGUCAUCUUGUUCUUUGGAACGGUGAUAGCUGUGUAUGUCCGCCCCUCUUCCACCUACUCUGGCACCAAAGUCCGGGUGAUGUCCGUAGCUUACACAGCAGUGACUCCCAUGCUCAACCCCUUCAUCUACAGCUUGAGGAACAGUGAGAUUCAGCAGUCUCUGCGGAAAAGUUUAGGGAUGAAAUCUGGAAGAUGA
Molecule: messenger RNA, 945 nt
Organism: Elgaria multicarinata webbii
Lineage: Eukaryota; Metazoa; Chordata; Lepidosauria; Squamata; Anguidae
Product: olfactory receptor 1L4-like
Exons: 1
Coding region: 1-945 (314 amino acids)
Biological process (GO): G protein-coupled receptor signaling pathway
Cellular component (GO): plasma membrane
Molecular function (GO): olfactory receptor activity; G protein-coupled receptor activity
Source: RefSeq, a predicted model, not a curated record